Molecule: messenger RNA, 656 nt
Organism: Topomyia yanbarensis
Lineage: Eukaryota; Metazoa; Arthropoda; Insecta; Diptera; Culicidae
Exons: 2
Coding region: 228-641 (137 amino acids)
Source: RefSeq, a predicted model, not a curated record
UCGUGAGAGGAUCGAGCGAAAAUGUUCAUCAGUGUCUGUUUUGGCUUUCUCUGUGACGUACGCUUCGUAUCGUAUAUAGUGUAAGCGAAAAAAUCUGCGGCCAUAAGCCCGUGGACUCGGCGAAUAGUGUUGAAUGUGCAGUGAGGGCUAAAAUUUGUGCCGGGUGUUGAGAAAUUCGUGUGGUGGUUGCUAGAGGCGUGUAUGAGGCACCUGGUGCUGCUAUCCCAAUGGGAUUGGAUGUGAAAACUUGCUGUAGAUUGUGUCUGAAGGAUGCCGCCAGUGAACAGGCGACCCACAUCGAUUUGCAGCAGCAGCAAGAAGUGGGCGAGCUUGUUAAGAAUCUGUACGGUUUCAGCAUCAAAUAUUCCGACCGAGGCUCCAACUUGGUUUGUGUGCCGUGCUACAAAGAUGCCACCAAACUGAAGAAGCAUAUUGAUGUGCAUCGGGCCAAAACCAACCUGGUAUCGCUGAACCAAGCGAUUCUCAACUCGCAGGCUGUGGCGUUCCCCGAGGAGGAUGAGCCGGAAUCUGUAGGUAGGUUGGAUUUUAAUCAUAUGCGACUAUUAGUUAAUGAUCAAAAUGGAGGUCAGUCUAGACACAAAUUAUUUAAAGUUCGAAUUGGACUGUCGUUUCGAAUAUGAUGAGGCGACAUCUGU